CCUUGUCUGUUUCCCAUCGUAUCGCCAAACACUCAGUGCUAUCCGGAAAAAUCUUUUCCUCGCAACCCGAAUUUUCUCUCUCUAAAGAUGGCUCCGAAGGCAGAGAAGAAGCCCGCCGAGAAGAAACCCGCGGCCGAGAAGGCUCCGGCAGCGGAGAAGGCCCCGGCGGAAAAGAAGCCGAAGGCCGGGAAGAAGCUGCCGAAGGAAGGAGCCGCUGCUGGGGACAAGAAGAAGAAGAGGAUGAAGAAGAGCACUGAGACCUACAAGAUCUACAUCUUCAAGGUGCUGAAGCAGGUUCACCCUGACAUCGGUAUCUCUAGCAAGGCUAUGGGUAUCAUGAACAGCUUCAUCAACGACAUAUUCGAGAAAUUGGCGCAGGAGGCGUCGCGAUUGGCGCGCUACAACAAGAAGCCGACCAUCACUUCCCGGGAGAUUCAGACUGCCGUCAGAUUGGUGCUUCCUGGGGAGUUGGCCAAGCACGCUGUUUCCGAGGGUACCAAGGCCGUUACGAAAUUCACUAGCUCUUGAAGGAUAUAACUUGUUAGGUUUUUGGUUUUUUUUCUUAAUUACUGCUUUUGUGGCGUCUCUAUGUUUAAUCUAGGGUUUGCUAGGGUUAUGUAAAUUAGGGUUGUUUGGAAUUAAAGAAAAAAGGCCCUUGUAUGGUUUAUGUGGGUAAUGGAUGGCUAUUCGGCUUUCAGACUUCCUUUUGUUCCCCUUUUUUAUACUUUGCUUGGAACAACUGCAGGGAAUUGGAAUUUUUACUGAAAAUCACUAUCA
Messenger RNA from Sesamum indicum (sesame), 777 nucleotides. RefSeq names its product histone H2B. Gene Ontology annotation, molecular function: DNA binding; structural constituent of chromatin; protein heterodimerization activity. NCBI's taxonomy places the organism in Eukaryota, Viridiplantae, Streptophyta, Magnoliopsida, Lamiales, Pedaliaceae. Gene Ontology annotation, cellular component: nucleosome. The record is from RefSeq and is a predicted model, not a curated record.